Melopsittacus undulatus (budgerigar) is the source of this 450-nucleotide messenger RNA. RefSeq names its product avidin-like. The record is from RefSeq and is a predicted model, not a curated record. Lineage: Eukaryota; Metazoa; Chordata; Aves; Psittaciformes; Psittaculidae. The coding region runs from base 1 to 450 and encodes 149 amino acids. The transcript has 4 exons. Gene Ontology annotation, molecular function: biotin binding.
AUGGGGAGCGGUGCCUUCACCCUGGUCCUCACCCUGGGCUUGGUGGCUUGCGUCACCCCUGCAGAGAGGAAGUGCCUCCUCUCCGGGUCAUGGCGCAGUGACACUGGCUGCAGGAUGGUUGUGUUCACCGUUGGCAAGGACGGCAGCUUCUCCGGUUCCUACCUGCCGGGAUCUGCUGCUGGCAAUUCCAAUAUCCUCUCCUCGCCUCUGAAGGGGUCCCAGCAGGAUGUGGGGCUGGUCCUGCAGCCCAUCUUCUCCUUCACCGUGCACUGGCAGCAUCGAGACUUGGACACAACCCAGAUGAGUGUAUUCCUGGGCCAGUGCUAUGUAGGCACCAAUGGGGAGGAGACCCUGCAUGCCCUAUGGCUCCUGCGAGAGGCAUCCGACAGCCCUGAAGAAGACUGGAAAGCCACACGGAUUGGCACCACCAUUUUCACUCGAAUAAGAUAA